Molecule: messenger RNA, 2523 nt
Organism: Penicillium cinerascens
Lineage: Eukaryota; Fungi; Ascomycota; Eurotiomycetes; Eurotiales; Aspergillaceae
Product: glycoside hydrolase family 92 protein
Exons: 6
Biological process (GO): glycoprotein catabolic process; protein deglycosylation; protein quality control for misfolded or incompletely synthesized proteins
Cellular component (GO): cytosol; nucleus
Molecular function (GO): peptide-N4-(N-acetyl-beta-glucosaminyl)asparagine amidase activity; carbohydrate binding
Source: RefSeq, a predicted model, not a curated record
AUGUUACGCCAUUUGCUUUUGCCGCUCGUUCUCGCCAGUAGGCGAGCGCUGGUUGAUGCCGCGCUCCCCGCGCCGCCGGGGGACUAUGAUGUAUUGCAGUAUAUAGAUCCGCUGAUCGGCAGCGCCAACGGAGGCAAUGUCUUCGCGGGUGCGUCUCUGCCGUAUGGCAUGGCCAAGGCUGUUGCCGAUACCGAUUCCGAGAACAACCAGGGCGGUUUCGCCUAUGAUGGCAGUAAUGUGACUGGCUUCUCGAGCAUGCAUGAUUCUGGCACUGGCGGAAAUCCCUCGCUCGGGAAUUUCCCUCUCUUUCCAUAUGCGCAAUGCGCCGGCGAUGAUGUGGAUGGUUGUGUUUUUCCGAAGAAGUCGCGGAAGACGAAGUAUAUGCCUGAUUCUGUCGAGUCCAGCCCGGGCUACUUUGCUCUGACGCUAGCUUCUGGCGUACGUGUUGAUAUGACUACUGCUCAGCAUACUUCGCUUUUCCGCUUCCAAUUUCCCCCUGGCAGCAACCCGCUGAUUCUGUUGGAUCUCUCGGAUCUAUCCGACUCGCGCCAAAAUAAUGCGACGAUCUCGAUCAACGAGUCUAACGGGCGCAUGAUGGGCAGUGCCAAGUUUUUGCCUAGCUUUGGCAGUGGAGAAUACGACCUUCACUUUUGCGCCGACUUCCAUAGCUCUGCCUCGUUGCGCGACAGCGGUAUCUUUGUUGAUGCUCGAGCUAGUACUGGUGUUCACGACUUGAAGAUCUCGCGCAGCAUUAAUGGCUAUCCCCUGCCGGGCGGUGGUUUUGUCCGUUUCAAAACUCCCGCAGAUGGUGUCAUCCAAGCUCGUGUUGGGUUGAGUUUCAUCAGCCCCGAGCAGGCUUGUUCCAAUGCUGAAUCGGAGAUUGCCAACUUUGAUUUUGAAUCCAUCCGCAAAGCUGCAGUCGCGCAAUGGACCGAGAAAAUGCGUCCGAUCCGUGUCUCGCGCAACGGUGUCAAGCCGUCUGUCCUCACCAACUUCUACAGUGGUAUCUACCGGACAAUGAUUAAUCCCCAGAACUACACUGGCGAGAACCCGCUGUGGACGAGCUCAGAGCCGUAUUUCGAUUCUUUCUACUGUAUCUGGGAUUUGUUCCGUUCGCAAUUUCCCUUCCUGAUAAUCUUCGACCCUAGAUCAGCGGCUCAGAUGAUACGCUCUCUGAUUGAUACUCAGCGUCAUCUUGGGUGGCUGCCUGACUGCCGCAUGUCGCUGUGCAAAGGUUACACGCAAGGUGGAUCGAACGCUGACAAUGUCUUUGCUGAUGCCUACGUCAAAGGCAUCAGGGAGGGUAUUGACUGGGACGCAGGGUACGCAGCCGUCCAGAAAGAUGCAGACGUGGAGCCCUUUGACUGGUCUAAUGAGGGCCGUGGCGGCCUGCAAAGCUGGAAGAAACUCAACUAUGUCCCAGUUGAAGAUUUUGACUAUAUCGGCUUCGGAACUAUGACUCGCAGUAUCUCACGCACUCUCGAAUAUGCCUACAACAACUUUGCUAUUUCCCAAAUUGCUUCUCGGAUGAACAAAACUGCCGAUACUGCGCGAUAUGAAGAGGAGUCACGAUACUGGAAAAAUCUAUUCCGAAAGGACCAGGAAUCAUAUAUGAAUGGCACUAAUACUGGGUUCACUGGAUUCUUCCAGCCCAAGUACCUCAACGGAACCUGGGGGUAUCAGGAUCCUCUCAAAUGCUCGAACAUUGAUACCAGUGGAAGUAUCUGUUCCCUUCAAAACAACGCAGCCGAGACUUUCGAGUCAAGCAUCUGGGAGUAUCAAUUCUUCGUACCCCACGACAUGGCCGCUCUCAUCUCCAUUCUCGGAGGGCCUUCCAGCUUCGUCAGACGCCUCGACUACCUCCACGAUCAGAAGAUCACCUACAUUGGUAACGAGCCCGCCUUCCUAACAGUCUUCCAAUACCACUACGCCGGCCGCCCAGCCAAAUCCACCGCUCGGGUUCGCACUUACAUCCCCGAAUACUUCGCUCCAACCCCCGCAGGUCUACCCGGCAACGAUGACUCCGGCGCGAUGGGUUCUUUCGUCGCCAUGUCAAUGAUGGGUCUUUUCCCCAACCCAGGCCAAAGCGUCUAUCUCAUCACCGUGCCUUAUUUCGAGUCCGUCAGCAUCGUCUCACCCCUCACCGGCAAGACCGCCACCGUGCGUGUGAUCAACUGGGACAAGUUCAACUCCCUCAACAACACCGGUGGCACUGGCUUCAUCCAGUCUGCAACAUUGAACGGCCGGCCGUACACAAAGAACUGGUUGUCCCACGAUUUCUUCACUGAGGGUAAGGAUCUGGUUCUGGUUCUUGGCAGUCAUGAGAGUGCGUGGGGCACUAAGCCUGGGGAUCUACCGCCUUCUCUGUCUGACUCCUCUGAUAUCCUGGCCCGUGGAAUGGACGAUGCUUUGGUGGACCUAGAGCAGCCUGCUCCUCUGGCCGCGGGCGCUCAGCACUACGUUGGAAAUGGGAGAAGCGCUGGUUACCAUGCUCGGUUCGCGAAGCAGUCUCACUGGCAGAAG